This is a messenger RNA of Stereum hirsutum FP-91666 SS1, 873 nucleotides long. RefSeq lists its product as uncharacterized. The record is from RefSeq and is a predicted model, not a curated record. Gene Ontology annotation, molecular function: transcription coregulator activity; histone H3K9 demethylase activity; chromatin DNA binding. The transcript is spliced from 4 exons. Gene Ontology annotation, biological process: regulation of transcription by RNA polymerase II. Lineage: Eukaryota; Fungi; Basidiomycota; Agaricomycetes; Russulales; Stereaceae. The coding region runs from base 1 to 873 and encodes 290 amino acids. Gene Ontology annotation, cellular component: histone deacetylase complex; chromatin.
AUGGUGGACAUGAAUCAGCAUCGUCCUGCGUGUGCUGGCCAUGCAACUAAGCUGAGAAGGGUUUCUCGUUUCGCGAAUAGAGUGGAGAUCACCACAGCGAUAGCUGAGAUGGAAGCAGUCAUCGGUAACAGCGCAAUGCCGGAAAUUCCUAAUAAAGAGCAGAAUCAUAGAAGAUACAAGACCCUUGAGUGGCGUAUGGAUCACCACGACGAUUGGCAGGACUUCAUGGACUGCCUCCGACGGGGUGUGCCACUCGUUGUGAAGAACUCGAUGAAGGCAUUUCAGAGGCGCUACGACUUCCAAUACUUCGCACGCACUCUUGCAGGACAAACAAUCAAAGUCAUACACAUUCUCGACGGGCGAGAAGAGGAAAAAGAUGCGUACAAGUUCUUUAUGAGUAUCGAUCGCGGUGACCGAGAGUCAGAGGACUGGAAGAUAAAGGAUUUCCCCCCUCGGAAUGCCUUUAAAGGCUUCUUCGAAUCUCUAGCGCAAGAUCUUGAUCAAAACUGGGCCUUUCGAUCAUACAUCGCUAUCAACGGGGCCCUGAAUAUGAUGUCUCGCCAUCCCAACAACGAGGGCGUGGUCAAGGGCGAUGUCGGUCCCAAAAUCUAUAACUCGCCUGCAAUACCAGAAUUUUACGGGAAGGCAUCGACCGCGCUUCAUAUAGACAUGAUGGACGCCGUCAAUCUAAGCCUGUUCAGCGCGAAAUCUUCCCAGUCUUCGCCACAGGAUGGCGCCGCAAUCUGGCACAUAUUCCCGGCCAGCAGCUGCGAGCACAUUCCUACCUCAACACCAAAUACCAAAAUGAUCCAAAUAGGCCCCCGGGAGACCCUAUUCAUGGUCAAUGGGCAUAUCUUACCGAUGAUAUGCUAG